AUGGGCCUAACGUAUAACGUCUACCUAAACUCCAACCGCAUCUACGGUUGCAAGAACUGCAAAACGCACCUAUCGAAUCAUGACGACAUCAUCAGUAGGAACUUCCGUGGUCAGCAUGGCAAGGCAUACCUCUUCGACUCGGUCGUCAACGUCACCCAAGGCGAACCUGGCGAGCGCAACAUGACAACCGGCAGACACAUUGUACGUGACAUCCAGUGCAGGCAAUGCAAAGAGACGGUCGGCUGGAAAUACGACAAGGCAUAUGAGGGUACGGAGAAAUACAAAGAAGGCAAGUACAUUCUUGAGGCGGAGCUGCUCUGCACGGUUACCUGA
Messenger RNA from Aplosporella prunicola CBS 121167, 333 nucleotides. RefSeq lists its product as uncharacterized. Bases 1 to 333 code for a protein of 110 amino acids. Gene Ontology annotation, cellular component: ubiquitin ligase complex. The transcript has 2 exons. NCBI's taxonomy places the organism in Eukaryota, Fungi, Ascomycota, Dothideomycetes, Botryosphaeriales, Aplosporellaceae. The record is from RefSeq and is a predicted model, not a curated record.